Molecule: messenger RNA, 1083 nt
Organism: Lolium perenne
Lineage: Eukaryota; Viridiplantae; Streptophyta; Magnoliopsida; Poales; Poaceae
Source: RefSeq, a predicted model, not a curated record
AUGGCGCGGCAAGGGGAGGACGAAGGGGUACUGGCGACGCUCGAGUGCUGGCAGUACCGUGGCGGCAGGGUGACAGCCACAGCGACCCAACCACUCCGCUCCAUCUCGCUUUCCCCUUCACUUUCUUCUCCACCACCAAAGAAGCAAACCCAGGAAAAAAAUCCCAUCGAAGACCACCACGUCCUGCCGCCGUACUCCACCGUCACGCCGUCGUUCUGGCCACCCCCAGAUGAUCUGAGACCACCGACGGAACCGCCUCAACCUCCUCCAUCUACCUGUGCAAGAAAACGAGCCAGGGGCGCUCCCAAUCGACGCCACGGUCGCGCUCUCCAACUCCGGCCGUGUGCAGUUUGUCGACGAUUCCGGCGCCGACGCUCCUCCUUCGACGCCAUCGACCUCUCCUCUACCUUUACGGUGCCCGUCUCCGGCGACAUUCCGGUGGUCCCUGCUCCAAGAACCGUCACCAUCAGGUUCAACGCGUCUAGGCGCAUUCCCUGCGACCACUCACUCCUCGUGGUUCACUCCCAGCCAUCGAAUCCAUCGGCGUCCAGCACCUCUGUACGUGUUGGCGACCAGUGCUCCAAUGUUCCAACUUUGUUCAGUUUCGUCAGGUUCUGUCCAGAAACGCUGCAAGUGAAUGGGCGUCUCUUUCUGUUCAACAUCUUCGUGGCAGCCUAUAUUGUUCGUCCUUACCAUUCGCGAGAACCCAGUAUCUGAAGAACAGAGCAGCUGGUCAGCUCCUUGUAUCUAAACGAUGAGGUGCUGGGUUCAAUUCUUGCCCAGCACAACCCCUUUUAUUUUUGCCCCUUCUGAUCUGCCAGAAAAACGAUGAGGUAUGAAGAUCGGUACGAUGAAGACGACGCUAGCAAGGUUACCCUUCCGGCUUGGCCUGGGCAGGGUUAUGGACGCCACUUGGUUAUCCUCAGGACUCUUAGUCCAAUUUGUAUCUUGUCCGCACUCGAACAUAUUUGAUCUUCUGUAUGAUUUGGAUCUUUGUAUUGUAUAUUUGUAUCUUGACUCGUUGGAGUCGUUGUUGUAAUAUAUGUAUCUUGUGGGCUCUAUUGUAAUCCUGUUGUAAUGUUA